AUGUUGGCACUCGAAUAUUUCUAUUUCAGUUUAUUCUCUGCGAUAUUCGGAGUGUUUAUAUUGUAUCUGUUGUUCUUCUCGUCGUUGACACUAGGAUUCAUCAUUUCGAAAUGUAUAUCUGCAUUCCUCUUACCACGUGGAACCUUCAUUAGAAUCAAUUCUAUUCACAUCUCAUUGCUAUCUGGCAAGGUAAUUUUCAAAGGUUUGAAAUUCGCCACAAAGAAUACAACUCUUCGCGUUGUCGAGGGUGUUAUAACAUUCCGUUAUUGGCGUAAACAAACAAGACAAUCAAUUUAUAUAAAUGAAGGUUUAGAGUAUUUAAUAUAUAAUAAUAGUUAUCGAUAUGAUCAUAUAGAGAGUGUUAUCAAUCGUAGAAAUGGAAAUAACAACAAUGUAAAUGUAAAUGUUGGCGGUGUCAAUGUGAAUGUCAAUGGAGUUGGUGUUGCAGUUAACAGUAACAAUGGUAGUGGAAAUGGUGGAUUGAAUUCAUCGAAUACAAGUAACAAUAGUAAUACAAACAAAGAUAUUGUUGAUGAACUGAUGCGUCUACCAGCAGUAAAAGAUUAUGUAAUACCUAGAUUCUAUCGUUUGUUCUCUGCUUCUUCACUCUCGAUUCGCAAAGGCUGUCUCAUGGUUAGCAACCCAGAGUUACCGACCAUCUUAGUGAUGCUAUUUGACAAAGCAUCGGGAAUAUAUACAACUGAUUCAGCAAGAAUACCAGAGUUGGAUUACUACCGACAAAUCACAACGAUGGAUAUCACCAAUACAAAGAUGUCGUUGAUUCCCAACAAAGAUUAUAAUGGUGAAGAAGAGCUAUAUGUUGAACGUCAACAAAAAGAAGAUUUUGUUUCAUAUGCGUUUGAAAGUUUUAAAUCUGUUUUCAAGGAUUUUAGAUUCACUUUUAUUAGUGCCGAUGAGGAUUUGGAGACGAGUAACUUACCGAGAAGAAAAGGUGUUUCCAAUGAUGGAAGUGACGACCAAUCCACUAUUACUUUCGAUUAUGGAAAGCAUCAGACUAUUCUGACUUCUCCGCAGGUGCAUAUUCAGUAUUAUUGCGAUAUACCCGGACCUGUUCCCAACACGCCGGAACACACAACCGGUGCCUUCAAAGAGUUUCUAGCUCCACAGUGGGGUGUCGAUAUCAACUUUCAAUCGUCGACUCUCAUUGUCUACGGACCGUGGGCAGACAGAAACCGUGCGCUGCUUCAUCGAUUCUUCUUCCCCGUCGACUACGAGACACCGCCCGUCUACAGGCCAGUUGCUGGCGAGCAACGACCGUAUGCAUCGUUCAACGUACUGAUAAACUUUGCCAAGAAUUCAACGUUCCGUAUUCCAUUCCGUGAGCCGUCGAAAGAUGCGAAUCUGACACUCGAGGAGCUGCAAGCUCGUAAGCCGGCGUGGGUCGAUAUCAAGAUGGAGGACAACUCCACGUUGAAUAUCAUAUCGCCACUCACCACGGUAAAGUCUACCGGCUCUACAAUGAUAAUGAAUGCGAUUCUCAAUCGUUGUAACAUCUCGACGUCUGUCACAAACACACAGCUACUCUAUGCGAAUUGUUUCAAGAUGUUUUGUAAUGUCGAUUAUCCUCUGGUGUGGAAUCACCUCACCGAGUGGCGUUGUAGCUUCAACAUCGAUUCGCCACAGAUCUUCUUGCUGUCCGACCACAUAGCGCUACUGAAAGAUCUCGGUAGCGAUUGGUCGGCUGGCGAACCCGUAGACAUCACAAUGUUUGUGCCGCGAAAAUUCAACUUUGAUUUCAUCCUCUCGAAUUUCAAGCUGUUUUGCAAUGUCAAUGAACAAAACAUUAUCAAUCAACCAAACAAUCUCGAUGAGAACGCACACUUUGUAUUUACAGGUCCGCAGCUGAAAGCCAAUUUGCUGUUGCCAUAUAUUGCUUUCCAAUCGCCAAAGACUGAGAUCACCUUUAAUGUUGCCGUGACCAAACUGGCGCUGAAACUGAUACUCCCGCUCUACAACACGAUUCGUCAGCAUCUCGAAGACAUCGAAGUCGAUCCCUACUCGGAAUCACUCGAUACCAGCAUUGGCUCGAUUGAUCCCAACUAUCUCGAAGGAUCGUCACAGUUUAUCACGUCGGACGAGUUCACACUGGCCGGUAAAUAUCUUUACUACCAAAAGGUCGAUCCUUCCUAUUUGGAUUCGGUGGUUCUCAACAUCCACGGAAAGAAUCCAUCCGUCAAACUGUUUGGUUUCUACGUUCGUUACUUUUUGUUCUUAAAGAACAAUUUCUUUGGAUACACAUCGCAUAUUAUCAAUCUCGAGAAAUACAAAGAUAAUAUUGCCAAACAGAAAGAACAACAGCAGCAGCAGCAACAAGAAGAUACGGCUGCUUCUCAAGUCAACGAUGAAAAAGAUAUGUCGAAUGGCUUGGAAAUCUAUGUUAGUUUGUCGCUGGAAGAUGCAACUGUAUUCUUUCCACUUGGAUUGUAUAGUUCUCAACAGCAGGCAACAGUUGGAUUGCAUGAAUUCCUGUUGGAGAUUCGAUAUCUACCAACCUAUUUGGAUCUCUAUGCGGAUUUCAGUCCUCUCGUACUUAAUAUUCCGGUUACCGAAGAGGAACUUGCUGUUGAGGAAGCAGCAGCACGCGAUACUCUGGCGCGAUACAUCCAGAUCAAUGACUUUACAUUCAAGCUUCACUUCCUGUAUGGUCCUCAACCUCUACAGGCCAACUAUGCAGACUUUGUAGAUAUCCAUAUUGGAACGAUAAGUGGACAUGUCUUGGUCAGUCAGAUCACAUCGAUGGGUAUCUGGUCGGAGAACUUCUUCUUCCAUCUUCUCAACAAGGACAAUGCACUCUCCACCAAGUUGGCAACAACAAUCGAACCUGUCUACUCAAUCUUGAAAUUCACAGUCAACACAAUCUCACUGUAUCUUUACUCUUCAGAGAAUAUCUCAGAGAUUAGACUGCCAUCCGGUAUCUUGAUGCACAGCAACUCUCUGAUUGACCAAUUGUCACACGAGAAGUUUGCCAUUGAAAUACCAGAGUUUUCAUUCAAGAGUUUGGUUCCAUGUGUAAAUAGUAAUAGCAAACAACAGCAACAGAAUCUUAAUUUGAAAAUCAAUCAGAAUAUCAAUAGUAAUCAAAACAAAAAGAAGAAAUGGGCAGAGGUUGGUGAGUUGAAAAUCAGUGCCAAUCUGAGUAUCUACAACAAAGAACCGAAUUGGCAGUUGGAUUCAGAGAGACAACGUGAGUUCCUUUUGAAACAUGAUGCUGAGAGUCGACUGCUUUCUUUCCUUUGGCUAGACGACGACGAUGAGCUGGAUGACAAUGACUUUGUCAUUCCUUCGAUCUUUAGUGGUCUGCAAUACACUGCCAACACUCCGAGAAAGUCACAGUCGCAAACCACCGUCACUUCGCUUUCGCCAUUUACAUUUUCACCACAACAACAACAGUUGCCGACUCCCAAGAUUGGAUCGAUGCAAUCGACACCGAAGCAGCAGCAACAACAGUCGUCGUUUCUCUAUCCAACUGGAAGCAGUGCCGCUCACCACAUCUUAAAGUGGACAACCAAUUCGCCACAGUACGAUUCAUACUUUUCCAGUAGCACAACAAGCAUUGGACAACAUAUGAAAUCUAGUCGUUCCAAUUUGGAUGUCAGUAAAGACUUGGAUACAGAUGCCGGUCCCUCUAUUCUCGACAACGACUCGCAGGACGACUCUGACUUUAGAACACCUGAGUCAUCCAUCAAGGAUAGCGACGACGAUGACGAUCAAGUCGAAGAUGUCUUUGCUUCCAGUCAUGAUGAUUCUCUCUAUCAUACUUCCAACUCUGUAUUCCCACCUUUCCCAACCACCCCUGGUGGCUUACACCCCUCCACCAACAGCUCCAACCCACUGCGAGCAUCGGCAGCUUCGCCAAUGCGAGUAUCUUGCAGUACCAACAACCUAAAGAAUAUCCUUCAAUCCAAAUUAGAUACAAAUGCAAACAAGCUGGAUGAUAUUCAAGAGGAACCUUCCACUUCAAACAAUAACCACAACAUCAAUACCAACAACAAUAACACCAAUGUCAAUCAUAAUAAUAUGGACUAUGGUCAACAGGACAAAAACAAUCAUAUCAAUCCACAGAUCUCUGCUCUGAGACAUCAUUUGAGGAACUAUUUCUUCAACCUUUCACAAGCUCGUAUGGAUGCAUUCGGUUCAACUUCUCGAGCAAGUUCUUUUGUUGAGGUGACAAACAGCAAGAGGCUUCGUACCUCAUCGUCGUUUAUCGGUCGACCAACAAUAGACCCUGACAAUCCUCACGGUUCAAUACACUCUGUGUCAGGCGAAGAGUCCUCAUCGUUUGUAAAGUAUAUUCAGUCGCGUGGUGCUCUUCCACCGAUUCCCAAGCGUUCACCCAACCACAAGUUGUCAGUGAAAUAUGGCAAUCGUCGUCCUUCCAGUGUUGGAAAGAGUAAUAAUAACAAUAUGAAUGGUCCAGCAGAUCCACACGCUGACCAGACCGCCACUACAUCGAUAGUGGUAGAUAUCAUGAGAGAUAUCGAACUGUUUGCCACUCCGGUCAUUAUCACCAUCCUCGAAGAACUGGUGGAGUCGUUCAUCGCCAAGGAUCCAUCGAUCGACUACAUGCUUGACAACUUCCAACUCCGAACGAUCUCUGAGCAGUUUAAAGUGAAGAAAUACCUUCACAAUAAGAUUAGAUUGACUCUAUCGCUGCACAAGUUCAACCUCCAUUGGACACAAGCACUGACACUCAACAAACAGCCGGCCAUUCCUUACACAACCGAACUUGAGAUGCAAGAACUCCAAGUGUUUAUGAGUGUUUGCCAACAACAGUCACAUCGUUCGCCGGCCUCUGAUUCACUUGGUACUCAUUCCUCUACGACAAUGCUGAUUGCUCACGAGGAGUUUUGUGGAUUCGAAACAUCACUCACUAUCAAGUCGAUCCACGGAUGUAUUCGCGCCAACACCACUGGACAUAGUCUGCCAGCCGAUCUCAUGGCGAAAUAUCACAAUAACUCCAAUCACCAUUCCUCAAAUACAAACAAACAGCAACAGCAACAACGUAUUAUCGUAUCGAUAGGUAGUGAUAAUAUCGAUAUCAAAGAGAUCAUCGGUGACGAAGCGUUGAUCCAUCGCUUGGGAUGGAGCGAUAUCUCAAAGCUGAGACAUUUCCUGCAAUUUGCAGAGCGUCCCCAUCUCGAUGAGAUUGUCGCCGACGUCCGACUGGAAGCGCAGUACGACGCCUACCAAGCAUUCCAAGAGCUAAUCAAUGAGAUCUACGAGAUUGACGAAGGUGGUGACCUCAUCCACUUGUUCCAGAGUCCACUAAUCAAAACAGUGUUUAUUCCGCCCGCUGGAAAGAGCGCUGCAUUCGAUUUGAAUCUACAGUUUUCAUUCGCUGGAAUUGUUGCGGCGGUUGUCACCGAGAAGAUAAACUCUUCGAAUCAAUUGUCGAUUGGUACCGUUGCUGGAGGUGCGCUUGCAACCUACAUCUACGAGUCGACGACCGAUGGAGCUGUCGUUAUAAACAGAGCAGUUCCGAAGUCGGCAUUCGAUUUCAACUUUUUCGCCAGUUGUGAAAAGGUUUCACUCAAAGUAUCGCCGGAUCUCAUCACAUUCGUUGAGUUGACAACACACGAAGUUCUCUCAACCAAACUGGAUGUGCUCAGAGGCGAGGAAUUGAUUCUCGGUUCUCACGAGUGGAAAGAAGCUAUCAAACCAAAGCAAUCAUCAAUGGAAGUGCAACAAGAUCAAUCAUCUAAACAUCAUGCAAGUGGAAGUAAUACUAGCAACAUAACUACUAGUCCAACAAGUACUACAACAACUACCAAACACAAGACAACAGCAAGUUCACCCAAUCUAAAUUCAGCUAGAUUACAAACUGCUAUUGCCAAUGCAAAAGAACAACAAGCUAAUAGUAACAAUAUCAAUAAUAACAAUAAUAAUAAUAAUAACAAUAAGCCAGUUAAUAAGAAUAAGAUUAUUUAUCAAAAUCAGAAUCAUUCUAUAUUGACAAUUACAGUUCAUGGUCAUUUCUCAUUCAAAGAGAUCAAUUGUCGUGCUUUCACAGAGAAUGAUGGUGUUAUGAAGAUGGUUCUCAAGAAUCUUUCGUUUGUCUUUAAUGAAUUUGGUAAUAGUACUUCAAAGUCAAAGAAGGCUGCCAGUGAAUCUAGACCGAACGGUGAUUAUAUCCAUAUGGUUCAUUCUUGUAUUUUCUCUAUUCCAGAGAUACAAUUCCAAUUGUUGGAUCAGUCAUCUAUCAACCAGACAAAGAAGACUAAACCACAAAACAUUGGUACUCCAACUUCUAGCAAUACAUCAUCUCCAACUUCCACCUCCACUUCAGCUGCAGCCGCAGGAACUACAAACUUUAUCAAGCCAAUCAUUGAACUAACACUUCAGAAUUUAAUGUUCAACGAAGUGCUUUUCAAGAUUGGCAAGAAAAAGACAAGACACAACUCAUCGGGAAAGCGAGAGGACUACAUUGAAUUUUCAUUCAAAUAUGAUCUGAUGAUGACAUUUAGCAAGGCCGAUCUUCCAUUCAAGAUGUCACAUCGAUUCCUUCCGAAACUAAAGGAUUUCCUUAAGGCUUGGACACCUCCCGACCAAAUGAAACCGACUCCAUCUGCACCCGCCACAACCUCCAGUGGUGCCAAGAAGAAUGUCAAUCCAAAUCCACCGACUGGAUCCACAAGUUUCGAUUUGAAGAGUAUCAAAUUCCCUCCCAUCAGAAUCAAGCUGGAUCUUCAAGAUAUCAUCUUGUCAACCGAUGUAAUCUCAUCGUUGCCAGUCAAGUAUCAUAUAUCGAGAAUCACAGCAUCGCUCAGUCAGUUCACCCCGACCGAGUUGGAAUUCAACGUGCAGCUACAUCAACAUCAAAUUGUAUUCUUGACAAAUAGCAACGGCAACCACAACGGCAACCACAACGGCACUACCAACCAUAAGCCAAAAGGUUUGACCGAUAGCAACAAUAUGGGUGCCACUCUCACCAAGGAUCCAUUCAUGUUGCCAAGAAUCAAAGCAUUUGGUUUGCUCAAGACCGGAUCUGGUUUGGUAAGCAACGACCGACCUUCGUUGACCGCCAACUUGGAGAUUGGAUUCAUCCAGAAUGCACUCUCAAUUGAACUCCUUGAGAAUAUCUUGGUAUUGCGUACCACCCUCUCUAAGGAGAUAGACGAUCUUCUCGAUGCCUAUAUCAACUAUGCCGAGAAGAAACAAGGCGGUGUUGGCAAUACCAAUCACAUCAACACGAACAAUUGCUCCACAACAAACUCUAGAAUGCCACCAAUUCUCCAAGACAUUAACUAUAAUUUCAGUUUUGUGUUGCGCGGAGUUGAAAUACUGUUUGUCAAUUCCAAGUCAUCGUUGUUACUCUCCACUGGUGUCAUUGAUGUUAGACUCUCAGAUCAUCUCACUCAAUUCAACAACCAAAUUAUCAAUAAUAACAAUGAGUUCAAUUGGCGUGUUGGACUGCGAGGAAUGUCUUUGAUUCUUUCCGAUCCCAACGUUGCACUGGAACCACCUGUCGGUACAGGUUCUCGUCUCCACAGCAUCCGUACUCAAAUAUGGGCAGGUGUGUUCACUGACAUCGUGUUACAAUCGUUCCCAUUCACCAAUAACAUGAGAACAACCAGCCAGACCCGUCAAGUCAUUCCAGUGCAAAUCGCUGCUUCCACAGCCAACAAGACCAGUCCAUUGGAAAACGUGUGGAUCGUCAUUAGCAAGACGAUUGUCACUCUCCAACCAUGGGCAAUCGACAAAGCAACCGAUCUCUAUCUAUUCUACUUGACAGCCUACAAGAAUACCUCUUCGAAGCUGGCAAAGAUUCCCAAUGCCGUUCCGCAAGUCAAGCGUGCACUCAACCACAUGGAAUUGCCAUCUGCCUUGCCGAUUCGUGAGACAAACCUUUCGUUGCAUCUCAAGAUUGUUGAUACCUCUCUUUGUAUCCCUCUCAAUGAGCAAAAGAAGGGAUCGACUUCCUCUGCUCUGGUUGUCGGACUUGGUUCCUUCACACUCUAUGGUGUGGCCAUCAAACAACCAAUGCUCCAACCUCUUAAGAGCAAGCAGAAAUCCUCAAGCAUGCUUACCAAUCCUAUAAAAGUGAUUGGUGAUUGUAAAUUCUCAAAGUUCUCUUUACAAUUUGUCGAUAACUAUCACCCUUCAAAGCUUCACUCUAUCCAUGUAUUACCGGCUGUAAAUCGUGCUGUCAUUGACAAUGGAGAUUGUCAAAUUGUCAUGGUUCUCCAAUCUCAAUUGGUACAAUGUAUGGUUCAAUUGAAAACCUCUGGUCUAUUCCUACAUCUAGAUACCAACUUACUCUACUACAUCGUCGCAUUCCAAGAUCUCAUUCUUCUCGGACAAGAAAAGAUAAAGAAUAUCUCUGGUGACAGUGUGAAUGGUAAUUCAUCUGGAGGUAGUAGUCAAUCGUCCCAAUCUUCUUCUGUUUCCAACAACAACAACAAUAACAACAAUAAUAAUAAUAAUCAGCAGACAAAUCAACCUUCUAAUCAUAGGUUAGAGAUUGAGUUCACUUUAAAGACAACCACUGGUGAGGCGCGUCUUACCAAACAUGCCAGCUCUUCAGAUGACCAAGACGACAGAGAAUUCUCACAGGAGAACUCACCAAUGAUGGAUAGUUUCGACAAGAAUGCCGCUACCUUUGCCAAUACCAAAGACUUUGAUCAAUAUCAAGAGUGUUUCCCACUUCCCCCAAUCUUGAUCUCAACUAACCAUGUCUUGACUCCUGCUACGCCGUCCAGCCCCAAGUCGAAAUCAGAGACCAAUAUCAUGUUGUAUCUAGACUCACAGGAAAUCAAGUUGACACCAUUCUUUACUCAUUUCCUCUAUGACCUCAUUCACAACGCUCCUCAAUCUAGUUAUACAGCACAGUUCAAUGACGAUGUCAAGCAUACCAAUGGUGAACAAACAUCGGAGAAAGAGAAGGAUAGCAAUGAUAACAGUGGUACAAUUACGACUCCUGGUUCUGUUACUUGCACUAUUAGAAUUAGUCCAACCAAAGUACUGCUGAAUGGAGUCGAUCAGAUUCUGGCAAUCGUGGAAAUCGGUACACUCGAUAUCUUCUUGUCAUCGAUUAUCAAAUCGACUGCAGCAAACAAACGUGUCUUGUUGAUGAACGGAACAUUGUUUAUGAAUAACAUGAUGUUCAAGAUUAUGCAUUCCAAUAGCCUUGAUGAACGGCUCGGUAUGAUCAUGAGAAGUCUACAAAUCAACAUUGGAACCGCUCACGGUAUUACAGAAGAUGGACCUGUAGUCUCUGUUCUACUGAAUGUCGAAACCGCACAUGGAUUCUUCAACAGCAAAUAUCUCGAUGAAAUAAUCAUUCUCAUUAGCGCAUGGGUACCACGUUCAAAUAAGAAAAUCAUCGUAACACCUCCACCUUCGCCACUUAAAAAGCGACAACAACAAAAGCAAAUUCAACAAUCUCCAUCUCAACUAAAGAAAAAUAAACCACAAUAUUAUAUUACUUUGAAACUUGGAUCACUUGGAAUGGAUAUUGAUUUCCUUCCAAUUAGUAGGUCGAAUAUGUUGAUCAAUAGUAUUUGUGCUGUAUUCUCGCCAUCUGAAGAGGAAGGAGUAAGUGGUUCACUGUUCUAUACUAGUUUGUACACUGGUCCAAUCUCCAUGUUGUGUCACGGUAAACUGGAAGGAAAUAUCGAGCUCGAAGGUGUUGCACUUGUUGGCGAGCGUAAGCCCUACAGGAAACUAAAGUCCACCGUCAAGGAAAUCAAUAUGUGGACUGCCUACCUUUCACCCAUCAGAAUAUCAUUCGAUUUCAAUCAGUCUCAGAUUCUUGAACUACGUGCAGGUGACAUUCAUUUCCGUUUCUCAGAUCCACCCAUCAACGAAUCUAUUGUCAACGACACAAGAAACAUCAACACUGAAAUAUCUUGUGGAUCACUACAAGUCCAGUUGUCUUGUGAAACAAUCACCUCGAUCGUUGAGAUCAUCAAAAGAAUCAAUGAAAUCAUCAGUGAUAAAUUGUUGUCCGCCAAGAAACAUCUUCACGACGACCAAUUCCUCAGUCUCGGAGGAGGAGGAAGAGACGAUGUAAGUUCCACCGUGUCAUCUUCGAGUGCCGGCAAGAGUGGUGGUGGUGCCAAACAGAUUGUUAUUGGUCAGAUCAAAGCGAAAGGAAAGAAUCUUCAAAUCCUUCUCUUUGGAUACAGUAUCAAAGAUCCGACGUGGAUCAACUUCUCGUUGGAGAGCUAUCAAAUCACUCUCGACCAAAGCAAAAAGAAAGAAGAGAUUCACAGACAACUCUCCAUCCUCUUGGGACAGAAUCACAUCUCCAAGAUGUCGGAAGACAGUAUUCAGUCCGCUCCACAAUGGGCAAGAGAUCCAUUCUCGCGUGGCGCCAAUGAGACCAAGAUUGUCAAGAUUCCAGUGGCAAGUCUCAUUAUGUACACCACUGAACAUCCAAAUCGCACCAUUGAGUUCUACUAUCUCACGGAGUUCACUGACUCGAUUGCAAUCUCUGUCAACCUUUCGCUCUACAGUGAUAUCAGAGAGAUUGUUCAGACCUAUAUUAAAGCUGCCACCGAUCUGACACCGUCCUCACAAUCGGCUGCUUCCGCUACGCCACCGAUGCAUCUACACAAUGCUCCCGACAGUCCACUACUGAGUAGCGCAGCCAACGCCGAUAAACACUAUUUGGCAUCGAGUGUCGAAAAUACCAAGAUGGUUCACAACGUUAGCUUCAAUAACCUGGAACCUCUCUCUUCUAGUCUGCACCAACAUCCGAAACGCUCAGAUCGUUACAGUGUCAGCGGUGCAUAUCCUUCGAAACCGUUGAACUUUGCAGCGCCACCUCCUCCCGAGAAGAAAAGAGUGUUUUUGGAAAAGAAAUUCCAACUCUCGCCCACUCUCAAUGUACUUGGUGAUUUGACACCAAAGAUCACAACAGUUUUCGGAUGGCUCGGAAUCAAGGAUAUCAAUCAUACCAUUCCAUAUUACACUCACAUUGGUCUCAUCGAUAGUUUGGAAUCAGUACUCUUAUUGCUCAAGGAUUUCUCAACCACACUUAACAACAACAAUAGCAACUAUCCAGCACAAAUCCCAAGUAGUAACAAUAAUAACAAUGACGACACUAGUUCAACAAUAUCAACCAACACAACAACAACUACAACUACAACAAGCAAAAAGAAAUCUAAUAAAGAUUAG
Messenger RNA from Heterostelium album PN500, 11142 nucleotides. RefSeq lists its product as uncharacterized. Gene Ontology annotation, biological process: fermentation. Lineage: Eukaryota; Evosea; Eumycetozoa; Acytosteliales; Acytosteliaceae. The record is from RefSeq and is a predicted model, not a curated record. The coding region runs from base 1 to 11142 and encodes 3713 amino acids. Gene Ontology annotation, cellular component: membrane. The transcript is spliced from 6 exons.